GGAGUCGGAGGUACUGGGGUUAGUUCGCGAGGGCGCCUGUGUCGGCGCUCGCGGCGCCACCGGUUCAUUCCGCCAUCGGCGCCCGCGACGUACGGACGUGAAAUAACGCGAGCACGACGAUUCGUUUGGGCGGACAACGUGAAGUUUAACGAACACAAAACAAUUCAAUCGCUAUCGAUAGACGGUCGUACGUUCAUAGAAAGAAACAAGCACGCGUUGACGCGCGAGUGAAUCCGUAGAGAAAUAAAUAAAUAGUCGGCUUCGACAAUAACGAAAUUGCAUAAGUGGUUCGUAGCGUGAUUCACGGGUAUAACUUGUGUGAAAUUAGUGCGACGAAGAGUCUUCAGUGAUAGUAUAAUAUGUAUAAAAUCGAGAUAUAGAGCGAGAGAGCGUGAGAGAGUGAGAGAGAAAGAGAUAGGGCAUCGAUUGUCCUUUGUGCGAUCGUCGUUUAACGGCUUCUCGUUUCUUCGGGACGCCACCAACCCGGGAGGGACACGAACGGAGCCGAUACAAUAUUUUUCCUCUGUUCCGUGCCUUUCUUCAGUUCGGUUCCGGGGCCCGAAAUUGCCAGUUCUACGCCGUGUUUUACCUGCGCGUCCCUCACGCAUACAACCGAAGGUCUUCUGUCGAAGGUCUCGUCCCGUGUGUUGGGAGACGUGGAAUGAUAUUACAAUUUCGUCGAAUCGAAGGUGCAGCCAGGCUGGUUAGGCGCGACGUGACACGCGAACGGAGUAUUUGACAACGGUAGGUAAGAGAACUACGGGUGAGCAUCGACGAGAACCAAGCCGCUCUUUUAGACACGGGAAUAAUAAAAUAUUUAUUUAUUUGUGAAACACGCGAGUUUGUUUCGUUGUUCGUUCGUUUGAUAAGUGGUGCCGGGGGGGAAAAAAACGCAACGGGGGGGGGGAUCGUUGAUACGUCAGCUUGUGACAGACGGUUGUGCAUCGGUGAAUAAGGAAAUCGAUAGAUCGUAAAUCGAUAGGUGAGGUCGUUAGUGUUCCUUCGAUCUUAUUCGAUACUGUGCUCGUCUGAUUCUGUUGUACGAUCGGGAAAAGUGCAAGGAAGAUUCACGGUUGUUAAAUACGACACACGAGGAGCAACGAAAUUCAUUAGAGGCCGUUGGAGCUCUCUCGGCCGAGAAGACGAAGAGAAGGGCAGCAGCAGCAGCGGCAGCGGCAGCAGUAACACAGCUAAGCUAAGGCUCGUCGUAACGGAGUCCGGAGGAAAGGAAAACUCACCGUUCGCCGGCUUAUAGACGGCGCUCGGCUUUCUUUCUUCUUUUUCUCUCGGCUUCCCCGUCUCUCCCCCCUCCCUCCCUUUCACCGGUCUCUCUUUCGGGGUUUGCACGAAAUCGCGUGUCGCCGCUACCCGUACCGCGUAGAAAUGUCGCCUCCUUCUGAUCGCGACGUUCCGUGAUCGCAGCUGUUCCUCCUUUUUAUGCGGUUCCUCGGGAAAUUCGAUUUCUGUGCAAACCAGUGAAAUCAAGAAGAAAACCACGGGCACAACGAGACGAGAAACUCGAACAACAACGUCGUACGAGUUGGCGAAAAAGGAAGAGCAGAGAGGGCAGAAGUGAUAGAGAGAAUCGUCACCGGCGAGAAAGUGAGACAGAGAGAUCGUGUUUGCCGUAGAGGGAGAGAGAGAAGAAUAAUCAAAGUGGGAAUACAAAGAGAGGGCAGUGAGAGAGGCUGGUUGUGCUAUACAGAUACACAUGGAUAGAGAAACUCGCGUGUGUAGAGACGUACGUACGGCCCACUCGGAGUAGGACAAAGGGCAAGUGCGAGACAGAGACGCGAUAAAGGACGGAGAAGAGAAAACUGGAAAGGAUGCGUCCGAUUCGCCAGUGAUCGAACGUGGGUCUCUUUUGGUGCGUGGGUGAAAGAGUAGUGUGUGGAGAAAAUUGACGGAAGAAGAGGAAGGAAAAGCGGCGAACGGGUGGACGCUCACUUCCGGCGGACGACAACAAAGGUGACGUUUACGAUGACAAGGAGUCGGGUGAACAGAAGCGAAUGAAUGAACUACACGUCGUAUUACCAGGUGUGAUGGAGCCUCGUGGAGCCGGCUUUUACUAUGAGCUGAGGCCUCGUAAUUAAUCGGGACUGGCAUGGAGAAGGAGAACUCCGCAUCGGGCGGAGGUGGCGGGGGCGGUGGAGGUGGCGGAGGAGGCGAAGCAGCGGCCACGGCGACUCCAGGCGCCACCUCCGCCUCCGAGAAACUCCAGGCGGACCAGGCCAAUCCGUUGCUCGAUCCGACUGCGCUGUUCGGCGCAUAUUGGCCUCGGGGCGACAGCGCAGCUUCGUCGCUUUUUGGUGGAAUGCCGGGUGGAUAUGGGUUGGGAGCCCAUCAUUUGCCAUCGGCUUAUGCCAUUCUCGGCCGAGGAGGUUCUGCUCCUGGUUUCGGAGGCCACACGCCAGCCUCUGCGCCACCACCACCCCCGUACUCCCACAGCAGCCUCGGCACCCUCAGCGUGGCUGCCAGUCAAGCUGCUAGUUUAGGAAUCAAUCCUGCCAGUGCAGCAUGGUGGACGAUGGCCUCGCACUUAGCGGCACAGGACUACCUCGCUAGGUUACAAGGAGCGGCAGGACUCUCCGGAUUUCCGCCUGGUGCCGAAAGCCUGCUGCCACCUUAUCCUGCCUCUCUACUUAAUCCCCCGUCCCUAUCGUCUCACAAGUCCAGUAAGUCUAAAUUCUGUUACGGCAAACCAAAAGCUAAGUCAAGCAAGAGUCACAAGACGACCCCGGCCAGCAGCGGUAGCUCGACGACGCCGAGCAUGACAAGCAGCAGUUUGCCGGUGUCGACUCAAGCACCACCGGUCACGUCCUCUCAUCACAGUACCCCGGUCAGCAGCACGCAAAAUUCGCAAACGAACGUCGUCAGUUCUGCGAAAGAGGGCAGCGAUCCUAGCAGUAUAUUGGGAGGUGUCCGAUUACCUCCUGACACAGAGAUCAUCAAGUACACGUCGAGUAUAGUCGGUCCGAAGGUUCCUGGGACAACGAACCGCGGAAGGAAGAAGACCAUAUCCUUGGACACGCCAAGUGUGAGUGUACACCCACCACCUAAUGUACCUGCUCUUUCUGCUCAUCAGACAAACACGACGACCACGUCGUUGAUGAUGGAACCGAGAAAAUACAAUCGCACGGCGACCGAGUCGAACGACUACAGGGAGCCCGUUGAUCGUGUAGAAGUGAUCAAAUUGCCAGCACACUCGACCAAUGGUUCCGUUCUACCGGCGCCAACGUCUUACACGACCACCACCAAUGCUAAUAGCACCAGCGAUUCGGAUGCGCCGUUGAAUCUCUCCCUGAAACCGUCGACGACGAGCGGUAGCUCGCCGAUUUCUGGUAGUCAACCGCUCAGUCAGCUCAGUAAUUUAAGUCAGUCGUUGCUUGCCUCCGACCGAACGUCAAGACGAAAGCCGGGACCGAAACCUCGAAGGGUGCCGCAAAAUUCGGUACCGGUGCCGGCGUCGCCGAGUCCCUCGUUGGCGCAGCUGUUCGCCGCCGCGGAUUCGCCUCAGCGACCGAGCAGCGGAAGCGAGGAGAGCGAGAGCGCGAGUACGACCCAUCACAAGGAUGGUCGACCAAGGAACCUGGGUCGCGGUGUGUCCAAGCCGAAGAAGAACACCGUUGCCUCGUUACUAGCUCAAAGCAGAGCCCUGGGGAUUAAACCUACGCCCACGUUGGACCCUAGCGUGCCAUUGUCUCACCAGGUCUCGCUAUUGAGGUCGAAUAUUCUGGCUGCGCAGCUGCACGCCACCGCCACGGGUCAAGGUGACGACAAGAAUCAGCGAUCUUUGCAGGAGAAGAUGAAGAACAAGCUGCUGGAGGCGUCCGGUGAAGAGAGCAACAUGGACGUGACCAGCGAGAGCGGAAGUAACACGGAUGUUGUGACGGACACUGACGACGACAACGUGGACGGUGUAUCCAGCGCGAAGAGGAGAAAGGUGAAACCCAGCGAGAGGGAUCUACAGGUUCCUCUGGAGCGUGGCUGGAAACGGGAGACUGUCAUCAAGGGAUUAGGGAAGUCGGGAGUGAUAAAGGGUGACGUGUCUUAUUACAGCCCUUGCGGAAAGACGUUCAGGAGCAGUCCGGAUUUGGCGAAGUUUUUGGAGCAACAGAAUCCACCAGAGCUGACGACCGCAAACUUUUCCUUCUCCUCCCGUCCUCUGGUGGGCGAGUUCCUCCAGCCGACAAUGGGCUUAGCGGAGGCGGAAUUCGUUAGGUUGGGCGCGCAGGAAGUGGCGAGAAGAUUGGAAGAGCUCAGAGCCGCGGGUGGUUUCAGGGACGCGAGAACAAACAAUCAGUAUGAAAGGGAGAAGCUCGCGUACGCGAAGAAACUCGCCAAGGAAGAAGCACAACGGCACAAGGAGCAAGCCAGGCUGAUCAAGGAACAAGAAAAGUCAGAGAGGCAGGAAGCAGUGAGGCGAGAACGGGAGAUUCGAAAUCAACAGUUGCUCGAGGGUCGAAAGCGGCUAGCGUUCACGAUCAAGCAGAAAAUGAAGAUCAUCCAAGAGAUCGAACGCGGUAAGAGCAAGAGCGACGUGGCGCGCGAGCUGGGUCUGGCUAGCAGUACGGUGGCCACCAUAUGGAAGAAUCGUGAGAGCAUCGCUGAGAGCUGGAGGAACCGCGACAUGAUGCAACAGCACACCGAUCGCGAAGAGGAGACGAAAAAAUCCACCACGUCGAAUUUGGUCUCCGUUACGUCCUUGGUGACCAACACGGUGCUAAGCACCACCAGCACCACCAACAGCAACAAUAACACCGGCUUGCCGGCCGUCGUUGUGACACCACCCCAGGUGCAAGUGGUACCAUCGCUGCCACCGCCACCGGCACCUCUCUCAUUGACGACAACCGCCUCCACGACGCUCGUGCCGUCCUCGCAACCGACGCUGCCAUCCACAACAAUCUCCAGCACGUCGUCCACCGGCACCACAACCACCACCACCGCCGCCGCCAACAACCUCAGCAUGGACAAUACCCAGCAGGCCCAGACCCAGACGCAAAGUCAGGAGCUUCUGGAGGCUCGGAAAAAACGGCAGGAAGAGGUGGAGAAGAUACGACUGGAAGAGCAACAACGGAAGCAACAGGAACGAGAACUAAAGCGGCAACAAGCAGUCAUGCUGAAGGAACAGAUGUACAUGCAGGAGCUCACCAAGCAGCGCGAGAUGCUCUACACCGUCGAGCUGGAGAGGGAGAGAAGGAGACAGCAUAUGGCGUUGGUACGUGCCCUGGAGAACCGUCGAAAGAUGGAAGAAAGGGAGAAAAAGCGUCUCGAAGCUAGGGCCGAACGAAUCGCGACGAAAGAGAAACGAGCGGAACAAAGAAAAAUGGAGAUGGAACUGAUCGAACAGAUCAGGAAACCUGUGGAAGACAUGGAACUAACAGACCACAGACCACUGCCAGAAAUAAAACGAAUACCUGGACUGAAAUUGUCCGGCCAAGCUUUCGCGGACAUCGUUAUGGUUUUCGAGUUUCUGCAUAAUUUCGGCGAAACUUUAGGCUUUGAUAUGGACUCGCUGCCGAGUCUAAAGAGUCUCCAGUUAGCUCUGCUCAACGACGAGGAAGCGGAAGAAGAGAUGCUGUCGGUGAUGACCCACUUGCUGGUGUGCGCUAUCGAGGACCCAGGUAUCCCUCAGCCCGCUAGACACACGACGGGAUUAGGGCAAAGCCUACGACAGGCUGACAUAACGCACGCAAACAUCAGCGAGGUGUUACGAAUCUAUUUGUACGCGAACGCAACCGGCGAGGUGAAAGCGUUGACCGGUGUCUGUCUUGAACGAGAACGCGACAAGAAGUUCGCCGAUCAUCAUCAGAACGGCGGUGACUACGCUUCGACCUGUUCAGGAAAGAACGCUCAGUUCUACGAACACUUACACAACAACGAAACGUGGAGGAUGUCCGAGAGGUUGAGGGACAAGCCGUUUUUGGCACUGAAUCCAACGCACAAGGCGCAGAUGCUCGCGUUCCUCUGCAACGAGUUGUUGCAGAACAAGGCUGUGAUCAGGCAGAUCGAAGGAAGCUUAGAAACGGUGGCGCAACUCAGGAAAGAAAGAUUCGUAUUGGACACGAAGAUCAGAAAGCUCAGACAAUUGCACAGUCGAAAGGUGCGUAUGGAAGCAGUCGGCGUGAUCGUGAACAAGACUGGAGACACGAUUACCAUCGAGAAGAAGGAAGUUGACGAGGAAGGUAACACGACGUCGACGGCAGUGGGUACGACGCCUACUCCUGACGAGAUUCAUCACGAGGACGAGGUUGAAGACAUGUCUGAGAACGAGAGCGAAGGGACUCAGCCUGAAGAGGAGGAGGACAAGAAUCUAUCCGGCGAGGAACUUGGGAAAAAGUUGGACAAACUGUUGAAGCAAUCGGAAGAACAGCUACAGAAAUUGAACAGCUCUUCGAAGCAACUUCGAGCGCACAUAUUUGGCCAGGACAGGUACUGGAGAAGGUACUGGGAGCUGGCCUGCGCUGGUGGUAUCUUCGUCGAGGCCAUGGAGAGUGCUGAACCGGAGAUCCUGGACCUGCAAGCCGAACUGGACGAAAAGUACAAAAACAUGCCAACGGAGGAGGCGAAAUCAGAGACGAAACAGGAGGACACUAAGUCGAAUGCUGAGAAUCGGGAGAACGAGGCUCCGAAUGACGUUAAGGAAGAAAAGAAGUACAACUCGAGCGAACAAGAAGAAGAUGUGAAACCGUUGUUGGAUAAAACGAAAUCCGAAAUUGACGACGUUAAUUGCAAGAAAGAACCUGUGCAAAAUUGUGGUUCCGAUAAUUCGACGAACGUGAAAGAAGAGAAGAAGGUCGACGUGGAUGGUUCGAUGGCUGAUGCGAAGACAAACGUCACUUCCGAAGAAAUUAAACAAGAAACAGAGGUUGUUAGUAUGGACGUGGAUGUGAAAGAGGAUACGAAGAAAGAAAACGAAGAGAUGGACGAAGAAAUGAAGCCAGCUGUGAAGAUGAUGGAGGAUAAAAUCGUCGAGACGAUUCCAAAUGGCGACAAAUACAAUCAUGUUAACAAUCUUCAUAAUGGCAAGGAAUUGAACGGCACAUUUAUUUCCAAUUGCAGCAACGAAUUCAAUUGGUUUUCAAUUUUACCUCGAGAAACUUGCGACACUCCAGGACCGAGUACCAAGCAGAUAUUUGGAAUAGCUGAACCCACCGAGCUGAGAAUACCAGUGUUCCCUCCGCCGGCUAGUCCAAAUUACGACAGGUGCGAUAGUCCAGCACCUUUGAUUUUGACCCAGGACGAAGCAGUUCAGCUCGAGUAUCUCAAAGUACACGGUCUACCUCCUCCAGGGGAAGCUAAACCAGUACCAAAGGAUUUACGAUACGGUUGGUGGAGAAUAACAGACGUCGACACGUUUCAAGAACUGUUGGAGCACCUUCAUUCUCGCGGUGUCCGCGAGAAGGAACUGAAACGUACAACAUGGGCGACCAUGGAAUCCUUCCUAGCCGUGACAGGUAGAAUCAACGUGGACCCUGGCAACGUAUCCGCCACCGAACUGAAAUCCACACCCGACGAUCCUGAUACACCGAUCCCGCAACCGGACAACCCGGUAACAUGGAGCGAGCAGGUCGCGUUACGGGUGGACGCGCAACUUUUGGAGCAGGUCGAGGCUCUCGAGGACAAAGUCGCGAACGCCAGCAUGCAGGUCAAAGGCUGGAAACUUCCUCCGCGGGCUGGCACCGAGGAGGCCGAGGAGAUUGAGAAAUUGAACGAAAUGGAGAAAGUGAGCGCUGUCGAGCAAGCGCGGCAAAGGUUACUGUCUUUGGAGGCAGCGAUAGAGAGGAGAUACUUGAAACCACCGUUAGGCGUUUGUACGGGCGAUCCAAAUUUAGCGGCUCUGAAAGCUGAACAGGCGGCUGCGGCUAACGCAAACUCGAGUAAUUCGGAUCAGAGCAAUCAGGCGCCGGUGCCGCAGGAGGAAACAACUCCGAGAGGUCUGAACAACUGGAGAGAGGCAACAGCUCGUGCACACACGUCGGCUCAGCUCGCCAUGGCACUGUACAUGCUGGAGGCCAGCAUCGCCUGGGACAAGAGCAUCAUGAAGGCUGUGAGUCUAACACCAGCUAGAAACUCGGUCUGCGUCAAGCUACGAAACCGCUGCGUCUCACUCAAAGCUACCACUCAGUACAAUCAGCUAUUGACUACUUCUCAGGCCUCUAAUUGUCAGUUCUGUCACAGUGGAGAUAACGAAGACAAGCUGCUACUGUGUGAUGGUUGUGACCGCGGCUAUCAUACUUACUGUUUCCGUCCAAAAAUGGAAAACAUUCCUGAUGGUGACUGGUAUUGUCACGAGUGCAUGAACAAAGCAACAGGGGAACGAAAUUGUUUGGUAUGCGGAAAGAGGGUUGGCAAAAAUUUAGUGCUAUGUGAACUCUGUCCACGGGCUUAUCAUACCGACUGCCAUAAUCCUGUUAUGCCAAAAAUGCCAAGGGGAAAAUGGUAUUGUUCUAAUUGCCACAGUAAACAACCAAAGAAGAGAAAUAGUAGUCGAAGGAGUCAUACCAAAGGGGGAGGCACCAGAGAAAGUGAAAGUUCUGAUCAUCCACCAGCUAGUCCAACGCCGUCAACGGCAUCGAACACGCACGUAGAGGACGUCAGUUCAUCGGAACCGGCAACACCUACAGCCUCGCCGAGGAAGGAGGGCAACAAUAGGACACUGACGAAGAAACAACAACGAGAGCUGGCUCCUUGUAAGGUGCUACUCGAACAGUUGGAGCAACAGGACGAGGCCUGGCCGUUCCUUUUGCCGGUGAACACCAAACAGUUUCCUACCUACAAGAAAAUUAUUAAAACACCCAUGGAUCUCAGUACGAUCAAGAAGAAAUUGCAGGACUCCGUGUACAAGUCUCGCGAUGAGUUUUGCGCCGAUGUCAGACAGAUGUUCAUCAACUGCGAGGUAUUCAACGAGGACGACAGUCCUGUGGGGAAGGCUGGACACGGGAUGCGCAGUUUCUUCGAAAUGCGUUGGACCGAGAUUACCGGCGCACCACCUCCACAUCCGCAAACGCAUAGCUGAGGUUCGGUUCGUUCUCGUAACACAUGCAACAGUUUUGCCCACUUCUAUUACUAGGAGUAUAGUGGCUCUUGGAUAAAUCACUGAGAGAAUUCCGUUGAAGAGACUCGAAAUGAAACAAGAUCGAGACAACCCCCGUAUCUCUCUCGUGCACGUUUGUUGGCCUCGUUCUAGCGGCUAACCGGACGACUUCGAAAUCUAAUAGUAAUUAAUAAUAAAUGAAAAGGAAAUAAAAUGAGAUAGAAACUACGUAAUAAUGCGGGUAACAUCCAUCGUGCGCGUCGUUACGAGCGUUUCUUUUUCUCUUCGUUCGCCUCCACUUCCUGUAAUAUCUUCUUUAUUUUUCGUUUCUCGCCCGUAAUCGACGCUCGCGCGGAAAAAUUCCUCGCAUUCUUUAAACAAAUAUACACACGGUAAACCUUUACACACAGAUAGACACGCUAAUAAUACUCGAGAACGGUACGAUGAAUAUUUUCAACGGCUUCGUACUUCUUCUUUCCAAUUUUUACCGACGAACUUUACGUUCAACGAUCAUUCUAAUAGUCGGAAGUCGGAGUUUAAUCUUGUUAAGGAUAAUCGUGUACGUAGGGUAAAGGAGGCACCGGAAGCUGCCGUAAACACACACACACACACACACACACACACACACACACACACACAGAGAUUUUAACGUGGUAGAGAUUAAACGUUUGUGAUUCGGGGAGCUUCUUUAAGAAAUCGACGCGAUUUUAUUAAUUGUGUUUCAACCGUUGUUUCGCAUCUUAUUCGUUCAUAAGUCUUCGACCUCAUCCACCACCUCCCCUUCGAAUUAAUUAAUUAUGAUGAUAAAUGAAAAAUGCAGAUGGUCACUGUACUUACCAAGUAAAGUUUUGCCUAAGCGAACACGAGAUGUAAUUUGCGAUUGUAUCAUACAGGCUUAGUGCCGACACGUCGGCAAAAGAAAUAUUUUGCAAAAAUAAUGAAUGUGAAGGAAACAAAAUGCAGAGGUAUACAUAUAUAAAUAUAUAAAUAUAAAUAUAAAUGUAUAAAUAUGAAUAUAGUGUACAUGUAUACUAUAUAGAUAGUCACGUCACAACGCGAACAUUCAAACCAUUCACACACCGCGAACAUCUUUGCCCGUUAUUAAAGAAGAAAAAUAAAAACGUCAGCACGAUAAUAAGGGGUAACCAUUUGCUGUAGAGUAAGAUAAAACAGAAUGACAUACGAAGUCAAUCUUCCAAUUAAGGACGGAGUUGAUGCCAUUCCACGGAUUCAUUACUCUUCGUUUCUCUUCUUUUCUUUUUCGUUUAUUCGCUUGACUAUUUUAUUUAUUUAUGUUCGAACCAUGAUCGAGCAGAAAGGAAUGAUCCCAGCUAGAUAGAUAUGAUCGAUAACUCAACGUGAAUCUUGAGUAAAAAAAAAAAAAAAGAAGUAAAGAAAAGAAUCUAAAUGCAUGUAAGCUUGGAAUGUUCUGUAAUUAGAAACGAGGGGAAUAUGUGUUUAUAAGUUUAAGAUUAAUUAUUAUUCUAUGUCGAAAGUGAAUUUCCUAGCAAACAAUAUUUGCAAUUAACAAAAUUAUUAAACAGAUAUCUGUUAAAAAUUUGAGUAUGUACAUGUACAUAUAUAUGUAUUCCUAAAUCUUUUAAUUAUUUAAUAAUUUUGUGUGAACAAUUUCCUACACACUUUCUCUCGUUCAUGCAAUGAAAUUCUAGUUUUUAGCGUGUUUAAUUAAACGCUGUAUCAUCAACGUUACAUUGGAAUUCGAAUAUAUCAUGUUUUUCAAAGCAAUAUCUAUGAAAUUCAAUUUUAUUGCGUGCUCUUCGUGUACGUUGAAUGGCAGAUUCGCUUUUUAACGACGAACUCGCGAAUAAUCGAGGCAAGGUGGACAGGCCAAUGAAAAUUUCGUAUUUUUCGUUUCUCGAAAUUAAAGGAACAAUGGAGUUUUAAUCCCUGACGGAUGCGUAGGUGGUAUGUAAAGAAUUUCGUCGAAUUUUAUCCGCGUCCGAGUUCCAAGCGAUAGGAUCUCGUUUGUUUGAUUGUUCGAAAUAGCACACGCGACGUUUUUUAAUGCGAUGUUCGAUUUCGAUAUAGGAUUAUAAGCAAUUGUGUAAUAAUCUGACGCAAGUUCACCCUGUGGGGUUGACGAUGAUAUUCGACUGUAAGGCAUAACUUUUUAAACCGAACGAAAUAUUCUAUGUAUAUCGUGCGUCAGGGCUGUUGUUAGAAACCAUUCUGUCACGUAUGGAUGAUGGUAAUUGAUAAUUAGGAUGGUGGUGUCGGUAGUGAUUCUUUGGAUAAAUAUAAGCCGCGGUACCUUCGUAAGUGUGACCAUCGCUCGACGAUUAAGGAAAAAGAAACGAUUUGAAAACGCAGAUAAAAAAACGUUAACGAAAUAUCUUGUUUUUUAUGUAAUUGAUGUACAUUAUUGCUCGUAAUAGCGUUUAGCUAUGUAAUAACGAAAGAAUUCAAGUGGAUAUUGGGAGCGAAUGAGAGGGAGAGAGAAAGUUGAGCGGGAGAGAUUUCAAUGGUUCGGCCGUAGUGAUAUGUGCUAAACAUUCGUAGUAUGUAAAAGUAUUAGCUAGAUUAUAAAAAUGCCGCGUGAAAACGAUUACGAUGUAAAAGAUGAAUUUGAGAGAAUUGUGCGGGGUGCGGCUUGCCGACACGAAACGGAUGUACCGUCGUCCUGGCGUCGAUCCAAGAACGAAUCGGAUCGGUAAGAUCGUAACGAGUAAAAGCGCGUGUAUUUUUUCAUUAGAAUUCAUCUUCUAUCAUUUUACAAAUACACGAAAUUAUAGUGGUUCAUUUUAUUAUAUUAGUAAACUGUACAUAUAUACGAGAUACAUUUUCUUCUUUAUUUAUAUUUUCUGCGAAAAAGUACACUUUUGCUUACUUCCUCUAUUCGCUCAGUGACAAUCGUUAGUUUUCAUAAUGAUAGAUAACGGGUUAUAUAUAUAUAUAUGUGUUAAUUAUGGUUUUGAUACGAAGCGCAAUGUCGGGGCAUUUCACGAUCUUACUGAACGUUCUUUGGAUACACGUCGACACGAGCGUACUAUGUGAGAAACCAUUAUACGUGUACGUAAAAAUUUCUGCACCGCCUUGCACCCUCGUAUAAUAUUAUAAUCGAUGCGUUAGACAUCUCAUACAUUCAGACACACCACCACCAACAAGAACAAGAACAAGAACAAAUAAUUUUUUAAGAUUCAAUUAUUAUUUAAAUAGUACAGUUACAUUGUUAGUAUGAAUAACGACGCUUUUUAUACGAAUUUUAGUUUUUAACGUCGAUCUUAUGAUAUAUUAUAUGGUAUAAUGAUAAUGACAAUGGUAAUAACAAUAACGAUAAAUGAUAUCGAUAAUGGAAAUACAGAUUAUUAAAGAGAAAUGGAAAAAAAUGCGCAAAUGAGAAAGAGAGAUGAGAGAGUGAGAGAUAGUGAGAAUGAGAGCGAGAGAAAGAUUAACGAAAGAAAGAUAAAAAGUGAACGUGAGCGUGUGUUUAAGUUAGAUGAUUGUCUAUAGUAUAAACGAAGGCAUGCGUUAGGUAUGCCUCGAUGCUAUUUAAACAGACUUAAUUAAUGUAUUGCAAAUGAAUUAAUAAAGUGUAAGCGAAGCGUGUAUCUGUA
This is a messenger RNA of Osmia bicornis bicornis, 12612 nucleotides long. RefSeq names its product bromodomain adjacent to zinc finger domain protein 2B. Lineage: Eukaryota; Metazoa; Arthropoda; Insecta; Hymenoptera; Megachilidae. The record is from RefSeq and is a predicted model, not a curated record. The transcript has 32 exons. Gene Ontology annotation, molecular function: protein binding; DNA binding. Bases 2105 to 9019 code for a protein of 2304 amino acids.